CCACUCCAUAUCUUUCCCUCUCCGCUGAAGAUAUUCCCAGACAUGUCCCGACUCCACCAGAUCUGUCAAUAUCUCCGAGAAUGGUGGUCUGACUGUGCUUUGUUGAUGCCCGCGCGUGAUCCGGAUGAUCUGUCGGAUCAGUAUACGUUUCCGCAGGCGCGAUAUGCUGGGCAGGGAUAUCAGCAGAGACGAGCUUGAUGCCAUGAUGCCAUGAGACCACGAUGGGAAUAUCAGCGGGUGAAGCGAACAAUACUGAUCUCUUGAUUUCUGCCUAUUGUAUCUGUACUUGAGUUGAGAACAUCAUAUAUCCUAUACUGCCAGUACUACUAUGUACUACUGUUAUAUAUAAGUACCUAGGUACUUUGAUAGACAAUGUUUGAUACUCCAUAUCUC
This is a messenger RNA of Aspergillus campestris IBT 28561, 393 nucleotides long. RefSeq lists its product as uncharacterized. Lineage: Eukaryota; Fungi; Ascomycota; Eurotiomycetes; Eurotiales; Aspergillaceae. The transcript is spliced from 2 exons. The annotation marks the transcript as partial. The record is from RefSeq and is a predicted model, not a curated record.